UCAUCGUCGUCACCACCACCACCAUUAUCUCUGACACAGCCACAGCAAUCAGAACAUUAUGUACAGGUACGACACAUCUUCCGGAAGACAAUCUUGGCCACUGUGGAAGACAAUCCUUAUUUUUCUUGGAGUGGCGGCAAUCUUGGGAGUAACCAUUGGUCUCCUUGUUCAUUUUCUGGCAGUUGGAAAGAUUUACUAUUAUCAAGGUGAUUUUCAUAUUUCUGGAGUCAUAUACAAUGAAAGUUGUACAAAUGCAGCUUCACAAAACAGCACAGAUCUAAGCAAAGAUAUUGAGACUAAGAUGUCAUAUACAUUUCAAAAUUCUAGUAUAUAUAAAGAAUAUGUCAACUCUGAGGUCAUCAAACUUUUGCCUUAUGGCAAUGGUUCCAGUGUACAGUUACAGCUGACAUUCAAGUUUCCUCCAGCAAAGAGAGAUCACAUGAGGACUAAAAUCAAGGAUCUCUUACAUAAGAUGUUGGAAGAAAACAUGUCAUCCUGGAAUGCAGUUCCUGAUUCCAUUAAACUUACAGAAAUCAGCAAGGCUAAUUACGAACAGCUUACCAACAACUGUUGUGGGAGACGACUGGUCAACAGUAUCAUAGCUGGCAACAAAAUCGUAAAUGGAAAAAAUGCCCUGGCAGGGGCAUGGCCGUGGCAGGCCAGCAUGCAGUGGAAAGGCAAGCACUACUGCGGGGCCUCUCUGGUCAGCAGCCGGUGGCUAGUGUCUGCAGCUCACUGCUUUGCUAAGAAAAAUAAUUCAGAAGAUUGGACUGUCAACUUUGGAACUGUAUUAAAUAAACCAUAUAUAACACGGAAAGUCCAAAACAUUAUUUUUCAUGAAAAUUAUAGCAGUCUUGCUUAUAACGAUAUCGCCCUUGUGCGGCUUGCUGAAGAAGUUUCUUUUACAAAGUACGUUCGUAGGAUUUGUCUUCCUGAAGCCAAAAUGGAGCUUUCAGAAAAUGACAGUGUUGUAGUUACGGGAUGGGGAACACUUUAUAUGAAUGGUCCCCUUCCAGUGAUACUCCAAGAAGCCUUUUUGAAGAUUAUUGACAACAAAAAUUGCAACGCCCCGCAUGCAUUGUCUGGUGCGGUGAGUGAUGAAAUGCUAUGUGCUGGAUUUAUGUCAGGAGAAGCUGAUGCAUGUCAGAAUGAUUCUGGUGGACCACUAGCUUAUCCUGAUUCCAGAAAUAUCUGGCACCUUGUUGGAAUAGUAAGCUGGGGUGAUGGAUGCGGUAAAAAGAAUAAGCCAGGUGUCUAUACGCGAGUGACUUCUUAUAGAGAUUGGAUUACUUCCAAGACUGGACUCUGAAAGCAAAGUAAUUAUAAGAUAAAAUGUAAAAACAAUUGCGGGGUAUUCUUAUCUGUUGAUUCAGGAUCUUUUUCUUUUGAUUGUUGGUAAACAAACUAUUUUCUUAUGUACAAAAAUAUAAAUGUCUUUAUCCAUAUUUUAUUUUACCU
Messenger RNA from Lemur catta (Ring-tailed lemur), 1458 nucleotides. RefSeq names its product transmembrane protease serine 11B-like. The transcript has 10 exons. The coding region runs from base 59 to 1309 and encodes 416 amino acids. Gene Ontology annotation, molecular function: serine-type endopeptidase activity. Gene Ontology annotation, biological process: proteolysis. Gene Ontology annotation, cellular component: plasma membrane; extracellular region. The record is from RefSeq and is a predicted model, not a curated record. Lineage: Eukaryota; Metazoa; Chordata; Mammalia; Primates; Lemuridae.